This is a messenger RNA of Carcharodon carcharias (great white shark), 783 nucleotides long. RefSeq names its product alanine--glyoxylate aminotransferase 2, mitochondrial-like. The transcript is spliced from 7 exons. Gene Ontology annotation, molecular function: L-alanine:glyoxylate transaminase activity; pyridoxal phosphate binding. Gene Ontology annotation, biological process: glyoxylate catabolic process. Gene Ontology annotation, cellular component: mitochondrion. The coding region runs from base 1 to 783 and encodes 260 amino acids. The record is from RefSeq and is a predicted model, not a curated record. NCBI's taxonomy places the organism in Eukaryota, Metazoa, Chordata, Chondrichthyes, Lamniformes, Lamnidae.
AUGGUGGUUCGGCCGUGGAUGCCAGCCACGCUGACCUGCUCUGUGGCUGCAGAGGGUCUCUCUUACGAUGCAACACUGAGGAUCCGGAGACAGAACCUCUCGCACUUGCCCAUAACUUACUACAACCACCCGCUCCUCAUCCAUCAGGGUCACAUGCAGUGGGUGUGGGACAUGGAUGGUUGCAGGUACCUGGACUUCUUUGGGGGAAUAGUUACCAUCAGCAUUGGCCACUGUCACCCGAGGGUGACGGCGGUGUCUCGGGAGCAGGUUGGGCGUCUGUGUCACACGACCAAUAUCUACCUGCAGCCUCCAAUCCACCUGUACGUCCAGAAACUCACCUCCCUCCUCCCACCCCCAUUACAGGUUGUAAUGCUGGUGAACAGUGGCUCUGAGGCCAAUGAUCUGGCCAUGCUCCUGGCCCGGGUUCACACUCACAACCACAACAUCAUCACUCUCAGGUCAACUCUCUCAGGAGGCUUCCCCAGACGUGUCGAGUGUCGUAGCUCAAUGGCCUCGGCUGGUUUUUCCGAGACUCCCUUCUCAGGAGUCAGCUGUCCACCAGGCUCUUCAGUGGAAGUGGCCAGGCUUGUGUCUUUGACCCUCUCGGGUCGAACAAGCCCCACCGGUACUUCCAACUCGUGUGACAUUUCUUCCACCUGCGGCAUUAUGUGUCCAGAUGUUUUCCAAGGUUUAUGGGGUGGGAGCCAGUGUCGGGAUUCUCCAGUACAAACCCUUCGCUCCUGUAACUGCUCUCCAGCUGAAGUUACCCCUGAACAAGCCUGA